This is a messenger RNA of Manduca sexta (tobacco hornworm), 831 nucleotides long. Its product is annotated as coiled-coil domain-containing protein 12. Lineage: Eukaryota; Metazoa; Arthropoda; Insecta; Lepidoptera; Sphingidae. The transcript is spliced from 3 exons. Bases 195 to 677 code for a protein of 160 amino acids. The record is from RefSeq and is a predicted model, not a curated record. Gene Ontology annotation, cellular component: post-mRNA release spliceosomal complex; U2-type spliceosomal complex.
AGACUAGGCAGUAUGGUCGAAAGACUAUAGCCUGCCUUCUGAACGAAUUAAAAAAAUAUAUAAGUUUUGACAAGUAAAUAGUAUUUUUGUCAAACAUAACCUCUAAAGGCAACAUUAAUAAUAUUUUUUGUUAUUUACCUAACUUAAUUUGUCUAAACCAGUCUCAAUUUUGUAUGACAUAGUUCAAAUACAAUAUGGUAAUUAUGGACACUCCGGAAUCUGUUGGGAGCUUGGAAGAACAAGCACUAAAAAGGAAAGAGAGAUUAAAAAAUUUAAAGCGAAAAAAUCCUAGCAAUGAAAAUGCACCGUCAGAAGUAGAAAAAGAAAUUGUACCACUUCCAAAACCUAAAUUUAGAAGUUACAAACCUCAAGAUGAAUCACUACAAGAAUCCAAAAUAGAUGAUGCUGAACCAGCACUUAUCGAAGAAGAGGUUAAAGAAUUACUUGAUGCUGGGAAAGAAAAGGUAGUAUUACAAGAUUUGGACAUAUCAAGCUUAGCGCCAAGGAAACCAGAUUGGGAUCUAAAAAGAGAUGUGGCUAAGAAAUUAGAAAAACUAGAAAGGAGAACACAGAAAGCCAUUGCUGAACUAAUUUGGGAGAGGUUGAAACAAGGCAAUGAAGACAAUUUGGGAGCCAUGGUCACUAUGACUGACAACAGAACGACAGAUGAAGAUUGAAUAAAUAAGUUGCAUGAAUGUUGUUCAAUAAAAGAACAACGGUGAUAAACUAUAAUCAAGAUGGUUAAGUGUAUUUCAUUUAAAACAAUGAACUUUUUUUUAUAUUUUAAUAAACUUUCUUGGACAUGUAGUUCAAACAGUGUCCCUUAAUAAA